GCUGUGCUUUGCUCUGUGAGCUGCUUCUUUUAUUCAGUUGCUUUCUGUGUGCUUUAAGAACUGCUGUUACUGAACAGGAAGAAGGGUGAAAUUUGGAAGUUUUUUUUGUGUUCCGUGUUUCGACUGUGAAAAUCGUUGAAAGUUUUGGAUUCUUCUACGAGUGUCGUUGUUGAAGCGCUGAAACGCGUUUGCUCGCUUUUCGUCUGUGGUUUUUCCUCUUACUUAUGGCUUUCUUUCGCGAAUCGUGACUGCGAAUCAUGUUUUGGGUUUUAAUGGACGCUCUGAGCCUGGGUAUUUGAAGGAUUUCUUGUUCAGUUGACCCCUGAAGGACACUGAGUGAUUACUGGUAGACUAUGACUUUGUACUGAGUGAAGGUCUAACUCAUCCAAUACAUCUGAGAAGUUGAUAAUUUUGUGAUUUCCGGUGUUAGUUUCAAAGAGAUGGAUCGAAAAGACACGUCUGGAUUUGUCAGCGGAGGUUGCUUGCACUACAUGGGGUCCAUGUUGCUUUAAUUUACCACAUUGAUUUUUUCCUUUUUUUUCCCGGAAGUCAGGCAGGCUUUAUCACUUUUGGAGUUAAGAAGAGUUAAGACCAUAGUAGCGUCUUCAAGAAGUAAGGAGCCUAUGAUGGAUCCCAGGUUUAAUCACCUCGGAUUUUCUUCGCAACCCAUGUCUGUAAAUGCUUUUGAGAAUUUAGGUAAAGGCAGUGUAUUCCUAUCAGGGCAUUGUACAGAUACUGUCUUGAGGCUGGACUCCCCUGGUUCUGUCACACCUCAAUUUCCACCACCAAAGGGCAUAAAGAGGAAGUUUGGGGAAACCAUUGAUGGGUCUUUACUAGUCCUUGGCUUAGGCCGAUCACCCAGUACCUCGGAUACGAAGGAAAGCUCAGAGACUUGCACUCUAACAUCAGCUAAAGAAACUACAGAUGAAGAGACCUCCAUGGAUCUGGGCUUGAACUUUAGUCUUCACCUUAGCAAUGACAAAAGUACAAGCCCCAAUGGACCGCCGCCGAAUGCUCACAAAGUGAUGGACAUGGAUUCGACAUUUCACCUCCAGUUGAGUCUUUCAACUGGACCUGCAGAGUCCGAUAUCACCAGUAUCACUCCAGCAUCCGUUGUUAACCGGAACACAAAUGAAACCGUUUUAGUUGAUGACGGUUCGACAUGUUCUCGUUGGGCCUCGGGCAGUCGUCUGCCCCCUGCAGUAGAGCGAGUCUUUGAUCUCAACCAAAGUUCAGCUAAUGGUGAUCUUAACGAUGACGUUCCAGCAUUAUCAAAUGUAACUCCGGUGCCGAAAGGCCCAGCUGCCUGUACUUCCGGGCUUACUCAACCACGUAACAAUACCACAAAAACCUGCCAAUUUGCAGGAUGCGGGAAGGGAGCAAGGGGUGCCUCCGGGUUGUGCAUUGCCCACGGAGGAGGCAGGAGGUGCCAGAAACCUGGCUGCAACAAAGGCGCCGAGGGGCGGACAGUGUACUGCAAAGCCCACGGCGGUGGCCGGAGGUGCGAGUACCUCGGCUGCACCAAGAGUGCGGAAGGGCGCACCGACUUCUGCAUUGCUCACGGAGGCGGGAGGAGGUGUGGCUUCUCAGGAGGUUGCACCAAGGCAGCCAGAGGGAAGUCAGGCUUGUGUAUCAGGCACGGUGGGGGUAAGAGGUGCCAGAGGGAGAACUGCACCAAGAGUGCAGAAGGGUUAUCCGGGCUGUGCAUCUCUCACGGAGGCGGCAGGCGAUGUCAGUUCCCUAAAUGCAACAAGGGUGCACAAGGCAGCACCAUGUUCUGCAAGGCGCACGGCGGUGGCAAGCGGUGCACCUUCCCCGGGUGCACGAAGGGUGCAGAAGGGAGCACGCCUCUGUGCAAGGGGCAUGGUGGCGGCAAGCGGUGCUCCUUUCAGGGCGGUGGUGUCUGCACCAAGAGCGUCCAUGGCGGGACGAAAUUCUGCGUUGCUCAUGGAGGUGGCAAGAGGUGCGCGGCGCCGGACUGCACCAAGAGCGCCAGGGGAAGGACUAACUACUGCGUCAGGCAUGGAGGUGGCAAGCGGUGCAAGGCAGAGGGCUGUGGCAAGAGCGCCCAGGGCAGCACCGACUUCUGCAAAGCGCACGGCGGUGGCAAACGGUGCACGUGGGGACAGCACCUCGGCCCAGCCGCCGGUCAAGGCGUUGCUCAGGGGCCCUGCGACAGGUUUGCGCGGGGAAAGACUGGUCUGUGCCAGGCGCACAGUGCGUUGGUGCAGGACAAGCGUGUGCACGGUGGUGGCACGCUCAGUCAGGCCACCGUCUCUUCCGCCCGCCACAACCGAAAACUCACCAUAUCUGAAGUGGUCAAGGAGAAGGCAGAAGUAAUGCACAUAGAUUUUGCAAGUGGGUGCGGUGGAGAAAGCAGCCUGGCAGCAUUCGGGCUCCUUCAGGGCACCUCUAAAAAACCUGUCAUCGUGCAUGGUCCUUCGUAUCCUGUGGUCUCCCUGCAGUCUCCGGCGGAAUCUUGCCGGCGCAGCGACAAUGCCACUUCAGUGCCUGAAGGAAGAGUGCACGGAGGAACUCUGAUGGCGUUGCUUAGGAAGGGUUCCUUCAACGGUGGAAAUGAUCCAUCGGAGCCCAGCCCAUCUUACACCGUCUCGCGCUGGCCGUGAAGUUAGCUCCGUCAGUCCUGCUGCAUAGGGGUAUUUUGGGUGGUAGCAGUCAUAGAGGUCUAGUGUCUCAAAAGGUCACGGUCAUGGUUUUGGUUUUCUCAUUCCCCAAAGGUAAAAAUAAAAAUAAGCACAUGGCUCGAAACUAAAAUGGAUUUAGUUCUUGUUAUUUCAUUACUCGAUAAGCAUUUGCCCUAAAACCCCUGAAGCAAUAAAAGGGGUUUUACUUUUUAGGUUGUGAAUUGUGAUUGGGUCGUCUAGCUGUUUAAAAUCUAUGCAAUGUAAAUAUAUAAAUGUUCUCAGACAUGUUCAGGUCUAUGUGAAUAUAAUAUUGCUGGCUUCUCCUGUCUUUGUA
Messenger RNA from Nymphaea colorata (pocket water lily), 2979 nucleotides. RefSeq lists its product as uncharacterized. The record is from RefSeq and is a predicted model, not a curated record. The coding region runs from base 624 to 2627 and encodes 667 amino acids. NCBI's taxonomy places the organism in Eukaryota, Viridiplantae, Streptophyta, Magnoliopsida, Nymphaeales, Nymphaeaceae. The transcript has 2 exons.